AUACUUGUUGCUUUGAGGAAUUUACACUUCAAGAAUAUUGUGCACUGUGAUUUAAAACCAGAAAAUGUACUACUAGCAUCAGCAGAGCCAUUCCCUCAAGUGAAGCUGUGUGAUUUUGGCUUUGCACGUAUCAUUGGUGAAAAAUCUUUCAGGCGCUCUGUGGUGGGGACACCUGCUUAUCUUGCCCCUGAAGUGCUCAGGAGUAAAGGUUACAACCGCUCUCUAGACAUGUGGUCAGUAGGAGUUAUUGUCUAUGUGAGCCUUAGUGGUACAUUCCCAUUUAAUGAAGAUGAGGAUAUAAAUGAUCAGAUUCAAAAUGCAGCGUUUAUGUACCCACCAAAUCCUUGGAAGGAAAUUUCUAGUGAAGCCAUUGAUUUAAUAAACAAUUUGCUUCAAGUGAAGAUGAGAAAACGUUUCAGUGUUGACAAAUCCCUUAGUCACCCGUGGUUACAGGAUUAUCAGACUUGGCUGGACCUCAGAGAAUUUGAAACACGCAUUGGAGAGCGUUACAUUACCCAUGAGAGUGAUGAUGCACGCUGGAAAGAACAUGCUUAUGAACACAACCUUGAGUACCCCCAGCAUUUUAUUAUGGCUCCUAAUCCAGAUGACAUGGAAGAAGACCCUUGAUUUAUUCAUUAUGCUAAAUUGCAGCAAAGGGGGACACUCCAGGCAGAAACUGAAGAUAAGUUUUGGAACAACUGUUGCUCUUUCUGAAUGCUGUACACAUAGUUCAGUGUACAAAGCCCCAGAGGAUCCUGCAUUGACAUGGGAAUAGACUGUCGUCUGACAAGCUUUUCUCCAUCUCUGACUUAAACUAUGAGUAGUUACUGGACAGUGGGAUAAGCCCCAUCGAGUAACAUUUCACCAAGCUGUGUGGCUACAAAGCCAUUACUGAGGUGUAAUGUGUACAGAUUGAAUGGUUUGUGUGUUUUUCAAGGUUGGUUUUUUGUUUUGUUUUUUUUCCUAUAGCCUACACAAUAAGAAUUUUGUAAUGGUUUUCUAACCCCUAUUUACUAGGCCAUAGAGGACUGUUUUCUGUUACUUAAAUACAUCUCCGGUUUCCUAAACUGUGCAUGG
Pelecanus crispus (Dalmatian pelican) is the source of this 1077-nucleotide messenger RNA. Lineage: Eukaryota; Metazoa; Chordata; Aves; Pelecaniformes; Pelecanidae. The record is from RefSeq and is a predicted model, not a curated record.